This is a messenger RNA of Paramuricea clavata, 2619 nucleotides long. Lineage: Eukaryota; Metazoa; Cnidaria; Anthozoa; Malacalcyonacea; Plexauridae. The record is from the annotation of a GenBank genome assembly.
AUGAUUCCUUCUUGUGUUCCUGAGGUAUUACAAGGUCUAACACAAAUAGAAGAAAUGUUAAUUGCCCGAGCUCUCCCCAUUAUGAAAGUUUAUAUCAAACCAGGGGGUCAAAGAGGUUAUUCUGGGCAUUGCAUAAAUUUGCCUCAAAAAGUUACAGACCUAGCUAAAUCAUUGCCACGGUGUCCUAAAGAUAUACCUGUAGUUGUUGUAACCAUGAAAGGCAAAGAUAACACAUUCAAAGAUGUUGUUGUAAGGAAAAAUAAGGUUGAACAAGCAUUGCAAUGGUUGAUAAAACAUAAUCCUCACUAUCAUGAUGUAAAAAUUGACAUAGAUUUGCUUGACACUUUCCCAGUAAAUGGCAUUCCACAUAACCUACAAGUUAUUGAAACAGAAUCAGAUCCAGAGGAAAUUAGUGAUGAAGUGAUUAGCCAAAGUGGUGAUCAAAAUGUUCUGCAUGAAACUGUUGACAAUAUCUGUGUUGAGAAUGAAGACGAUGUAUUUGAUGAGAAAACAGAAACAAGUUCUUUUCUUCCGCAGAGUAUCAAUGAACAACUUGAGCAUGAUGCAAUACAAAACAGAUUAGGUGCUAAAAUUGACUGGCCUGAUGUGGGAGAUCAGCCCCUUAAUGAAUAUAACACACCUUUUUUGGCUACAAUGGCAUUUCCAUGUUUGUUUCCAGAUGGGAAGGGUGAUCCAACUAACCCUGCAUUAUUUAGAGAAAUCAGCCUAUCUAAUAAAAUACAACAUCUCAUAAAAUUUGCUGAGUACGUUGAUGAAAAGUGGAUUUAUAGAUUUGCAUCUCACCCUAGAUUUUCAUAUUGGGCCCUUGAUAUGAUUCAAAGAAAAAGAAUGUUACAGCAAAGUGCUAUUUUUCUCAAACAAAAUCCCGAAGAAUCUCAUCUUACAAUAAAUGAACUUCGAGAUAUGGCAUCUAAUGACAGCUCAGGUGCUUUUAUGUCAAAACGUUCUAGAUAUGUAAGCAACAUCACAGGAAGCUCUGCAUACUGGUACAAAGUUCGAGAGGAUUUAAAGGCAAUUAUUGCUUGUAAGGGUGCUCCUACUAUUUUCUUUACUUUUUCCUCAGCUGACAUGCAUUGGCCUGAGCUGCACAUGCUUUUGAACUCUUCCGUUCCUAAUCCAACAUCAGAAGAAAGACGAAAAAAUGUUAUUAACAAUCCACAUUUAGUUGACUGGUUUUUCACUAAACGUUUAGAAAGUUUUCUUAAGCACUGGUUGUAUGAUACCUUAGAUGCGGAAUGGCAUUGGUAUAGGUAUGAAUUUCAAGCAAGAGGGAGCAUCCAUUGUCAUGGCACUGCCAAAUUGAAAAGUGAUCCAGGGUUAUGUAAUCUUUCUGAAAUUGCUUUAAAAGGGUUUUUAGCUGAAAAAUGUGCAGAUACUAGCAAGGACGAAAAUAUCUUACUUGAUAUUGAACAGGGUAACAAAGCUACUAGGCAAAUAUGUGAUUAUGUUGACUCUAUUGUUUCAACUUGGAACCCACUUCCACCUCAGAACAACGCAUGGACAAAGCCUGAUAUACAUCCAUGUAAGAAACGCUACCAGGAUGUUAGUGAUAUUGAUAGUGAUUAUGCUGAUCUUCUAAACACAGUUCAGCGUCACACACACUGUAGCACGAAAUAUUGUCUGAAGCACAGCAAAGAUAAUGAAAAUCUUCACUGUCGCUUUAAAUUUCCUUUUGAUCUCUGUUCAAAAACAAGUCUAAAUUUUGAACAAAUUCACACUAAAGACAAAUCUGUUCAAUAUAAAGCUAAUAUAGUAACCAAACGGAAUGAUCCUAGAUUGAAUAACCAUCAAAGAAUUCAACUUCAGGGGUGGAGAGGUAAUUGUGAUAUCCAAGUUAUCAUUGAUUAUCAUGCAUGCAUAGAGUAUCUCUGUAAGUAUGCUGCCAAAGGUGAACCUAGAUCACCAAUGUUAAAAGACACCUUCAAUGCAAUCAUGAAAAAUGUAAAGCCAGAUUCAGAUCCCCAAAAAGCUAUGAAAAAAGUUUUAAUUAGAACAUUUGGUGAUAGAGAUUUCAGUGCCCAGGAAACAAUGCAUCUAUUACUGUCAUUAAAAUUACAUAGCACAUCAUUUCAAGUAUUGCCAGUGAACUUAAACGGCUCACGUAGGGUAGAAGUUAAUGUUGUAGACACAGAACUUUGCACAAAGAACUCAUUAUUAGAUGUAUAUGCAAAUCGUAUUAAAUUCAAAAAUGUCUUUCCUGAUAUAAUGAGUGUCAAUCUUGUUGAUUUUGCUACUAACUAUACAGUGAAGAAGAAUUCUCUCGCAAAACAAACCUGCAAUGUGGUCCCUAGAAUAUUCCCAAACUACUCAUCUAAUCCGAAAGGUGACAAUUAUGCUCUGUUUUGCAAAUACCAAUUACUUAAGUACAAGCCAUGGAAAGAUUCUCAACAUGAUGCAUGGGGAAGUGCUGAAACAAGUGACAGUACUUUUAUUAUAGCAUGGCAUGACUACUUGAAUACGUCAUUUGCCAAAGAACAUGUUCCGCAAUGGGCAGAAAGGCUUCAAAAUGUUUUACAUAACAUUGAACUUUCUAACGAUCAACAUGUAGAAAAUGAACAACAUUCAGGAGGAACGGAUGAUACUUUCAGAUUACCAUAA